Molecule: messenger RNA, 2005 nt
Organism: Cannabis sativa
Lineage: Eukaryota; Viridiplantae; Streptophyta; Magnoliopsida; Rosales; Cannabaceae
Exons: 12
Coding region: 1-1791 (596 amino acids)
Biological process (GO): proteolysis
Molecular function (GO): cysteine-type peptidase activity
Source: RefSeq, a predicted model, not a curated record
AUGGCUAAAGUUCAAAUUGUUUCUUUUGUUCUUCUUAUGGGGAUUCUCAUUUCUUCAUUUGGCUUCAAUGGUACUCUAGGACAAGAUACUCCUAUGCUCCUAGCAUGUUGCAAGAGCACAAAGCGUCCAGAUUUAUGUCCUCAUUCAGACUCAAAUCCCACUAAAUGCAACGCCGAGUGUAAAAAAGGGCCUUGUAGAGGAGGUAUAUGUAAAAAUGAAGGUGGUCCUCAUAUCAAAGUUAGAUGUUCUCUCUAUGCAGAUGCUUUGUUUGAAUUAGCUAGCAAGUUUUUUGAUUGGGUUCCUCUGUCUUUUCGCAUUGCUUCUACUAUAUAUUGUCAAAAAAAGAGAGACAAAAUUAAAAGAAGAAUGGCCAAAUUAGUUCAAGUUGUUUCUGUUGUUCUUCUUGUGGGGAUUCUCAUUUCUUCUUUUGGCUUCAAUGGUACUCUAGGAGAAGAUUCUCUCCUUAGAUGUUGCAAGGGCACAAAUCGUCCAGAUUUAUGUCCUUAUCCAAUCUCAGAUUUCACUAAAUGCAACGACGAGUGUAGAAAGCACCAUUAUAGAAGAGGUGGAUGGUUUCAUGAAAAUGGUCCUGUUUGUCUAUGCUUCAAUGAGACUUUAGGACAAGAUUCUUCUAUGCUCCUUGCAUGUUGCAAGAGCACAAAGCGUCCAGAUUUAUGUCCUCAUUCAGACUCAAAUCCCACUAAAUGCGAUGCCGAGUGUAAGAAAGGGCCUUGUAGAGGAGGUAUAUGUAAAAAUGAAGGUGGUCCUAAGGAAAAGGAAAAGCAAAUUGAUGAUUUCAAACGUGUCUUUAUUGAGAAGGUGGUUGAAGAAAAUGCCAUUCUACCAUGCCCUAUAGAACAUGAAGGCUUCGACACAGUUGGUUUAGCUGUAAACAAUUUUGUAGCUUGGCCAAAGAACCUAAUCAACAUACAUCCAGAUGAUUUAGCGAAGAUGAAAGGAAAGAAGAAAGUUUCAAGAGAUCAUUUGGCUCCACCGACUCAGCCACCGAUAAACCCAAAGGGGCCUAAUAAACAGUCUGUCAAACGGUACAUUCCCCCUGCAAAGACACAAUUAUUGUCUGGACUUUCAGAGAUUGUGAAGAAUUGGCCUGCUAAGAAAUCAAAGAGAUACUAUAUUAAACCGGAAGUGUUUGGAGGAGAAGGCCAAGAGUGUUGGAUCAGCGCUGACGAGGUGGAAGAUGUGUGCGAGCUCCAUAUGAUUGGAAAUACUGUUAUGUCUCUUUGGUGCAGUUAUUUGCAAGAACACACACUUAAUCUUGGUGGGCUGACGAAUACAUAUGCAUUUAAUAAUCCUGCUUCAGUAUCAACUGAAGUUGGUAAACUCAAACAACGUUCAGAGAAUCUAUGUCAGCGAAUGAUGGGUAUGCAACCUGAACAAUGGUUGAUAUGUCCGUGGAAUUCAGGUGAUCACUGGUUGACAAUUAUGAUUCAUGCCAAUACUCAAAGUGUUGCAUAUCUUGACUCGACGAAUGACUUUAUCCGAACUGAUAUUAUGAAAUGUAUCCAAAAUGCUGUGGACAUGUACAGGAUUGAAAAAAAUAUACGAAACAAGGGUCCAGUAAAAAUCAACCAAUACACGUGUCGACAGCAGCCGGAUGGAAUACAAUGUGGUUAUUAUGUUAUGAAGAUUAUUCAGAGUUUCAUGACGGUUGUUAAUCCUGCAAGUUUUUUGAAAAAUCAUUUCAAGUUAGACGCUCCCUAUAGUAACGAGGAGAUCAAUGCCGUACGGGAUGAGUUGGCCGAAUUUGUGAAGCCAUUGAUUAUAGAUUAAGUACUUAAGGUUACUACACUUUUGAUAUAAUACAUGAGUAACAAGUUUUAUGAUUAUUGUUAUCUUUUGCAUAUAUUAUUAGUUUAUAUUUAGUUUACGAUAUACAUGGAAUUUAAGUUUUAGAAUCGAUUUUAUUAACAAUUUUGGUAUUGUGUGAUUAGUUAAUAGAAUCGAUUACUAAUUUAAUAUAAGUUUCAAAAAUGUUAUUUUAAUU